AUGAAGUUCUUCAUUGAUGAUUUACCGAUUAUUUUCCCGUAUGACCGAAUAUAUCCAGAGCAAUACAUGUACAUGUGCGAUCUGAAGCGCACACUGGAUGCAACGGGACACUGUGUUUUGGAGAUGCCGUCGGGCACAGGGAAGACCGUAUCGCUUCUGUCCUUGAUUGUCUCUUACCAACAGUUCUACCCUACCAAGCGCAAGCUAAUAUAUUGCUCGCGUACUGUCCCCGAAAUCGAGAAAGCAUUGGCCGAGCUCAAGAGACUGAUUGAAUACCGCAUCAAGUACGCGGAGAACGAAGAAAGCGCAGCGAAGGAACGUAAUUUCAUGGGCCUCGGCCUGACCAGUCGCAAGAACUUGUGUAUUCAUCCGGACGUGUCAAAGGAGAAGAAGGGCAAUGUUGUUGAUGCACGGUGCAGAGACCUGACGAAUUCGGCCAACUGCGAGAAGGGGCGGGCCAAUCCAGGUUCUACCGAACUAUGCGACUGGCAUGAAAAUCUUGGGAAACUGGAACCGGGAAGCCUCAUCCCAGCCGGAAUAUGGACACUGGCAGACGUCCUAGAGUACGGCAGAGAGAAAGGAAUAUGUCCUUACUUCGCAGUUCGCAGAAUGAUGCCUUUCGUCGACAUCAUUAUAUACUCGUUCCAUUACCUCCUAGAUCCAAAGGUUGCAGAUCAGGUAUCAAAAGAGUUUUCCAAAGACGCUAUAGUUGUAUUCGACGAGGCCCACAACAUCGACAAUGUUUGCAUCGAGUCUCUCAGCAUCGAUAUCACUCGUCCCAUGCUUGACUCGGCCGUUCGCAGUGUUACCAAACUCGGAGAGAAGAUCGAAGAGAUCAAGACUACUGAUGCCGCAAAGCUGCAGGACGAGUACUCAAAGCUCGUAGAGGGCCUCCAAGAGGGAAUGUCAGAAGAGAAUGACGAAGACUCAUUCAUGGCUAAUCCAGUGUUACCGGAUGACCUUCUCAACGAGGCUAUCCCUGGCAACAUCCGGAAAGCCGAGCACUUUGUGGCGUUUUUAAAGCGAUUUGUCGAAUAUUUGAAGACUAGGAUGCGUGUACUGCAUGUUGUGGCGGAAACGCCUUUGUCCUUCCUACAGCAUCUUAAAGACAUUACUUAUAUCGAGCGGCGGCCACUACGGUUUUGCGCCGACCGACUGCAAUCACUGGUCCGCACUCUGGAGGUCAGCCGUUUGGACGAGUACUCGGCCCUUCAGAAGGUUGCAAGCUUCGCCACACUUGUGUCCACCUACGAGAAGGGGUUUCUUCUCAUUCUUGAACCGUUCGAGACCGAUAAUGCGACCGUGCCCAAUCCCGUCUUCCAUUUUACAUGUCUUGAUCCCUCCUUGGCCAUCAAGCCAGUCUUCGAGCGCUUCAGCAGCGUAGUCAUUACAUCAGGGACUAUCUCCCCGUUGGACAUGUACCCGAAGAUGCUGCAGUUUACCCCCGUGGUACAGGAAACGUAUCCCAUGACGCUGACGAGAAAUGCCUUUCUACCAUUGGUCAUUACUCGUGGAAGCGACCAGGUCGCCAUCAGCUCGCGUUUCGAAGUCAGGAACGACCCAGCUGUGGUUCGCAAUUUUGGAAGUAUCCUCGUUGAAUAUAGUAAAAUCGUCCCAGAUGGCAUAGUGGCUUUUUUUCCAAGCUAUCUCUACAUGGAAUCGAUCGUAGCCGCAUGGAAUGAUAUGGGUAUCCUGAACGAAGUGUGGAAAAACAAACUCAUUUUCGUCGAAACACCUGACGCAAAUGAGACAAGCAUUGCGUUAGAGAAUUACCGUCGGGCUUGUGACAAUGGCCGUGGUGCUGUGCUUCUGUCGGUAGCCCGAGGGAAGGUAUCAGAAGGGAUCGAUUUCGACCACAACUACGGACGUGCUGUCAUCAUGUUUGGGGUGCCAUAUCAAUACACGGAGAGUCGCAUCCUCAAGGCCAGACUGGAGUACUUGCGGGAUGCGUACCGAAUUCGAGAGUCGGAAUUCCUCGGCUUCGACGCUAUGCGAAACGCAGCACAGUGUGUAGGGCGUGUCUUACGCGGUAAGACAGAUUGGGGGCUCAUGGUAUUCGCGGACAAGCGCUUUGCCAGAGCCGACAAGCGAGCCAAGCUGCCACGGUGGAUAAAUCAGUAUAUCACUGAGACCUCUUCCAAUCUAUCCACCGACAUGGCCAUCACUCUAUCCAAGCUCUUCAUGCGCACGAUAUCUCAAAAUCCCAAUGAAAAUCAGACAGGUAUCUCAUUAUGGACUAUUGAGGACAUCAAUAAGGCGCAAGAAAAGCAAAAGGCACUGGGUUUAGAGCAACGACAACAAGACAGGGACACAGGAAGCAUUGACGAUGGAUACGAUGAUGGGGGAAUAGAAGACCAGAUGUUAGUCGACCUGGAUGUAUAG
Messenger RNA from Pleurotus ostreatus (oyster mushroom), 2382 nucleotides. RefSeq names its product DNA-dependent ATPase of the nucleotide excision repair factor 4 complex (gene RAD15). The record is from RefSeq and is a predicted model, not a curated record. Gene Ontology annotation, biological process: nucleotide-excision repair; positive regulation of mitotic recombination; transcription by RNA polymerase II. The transcript has 20 exons. The coding region runs from base 1 to 2382 and encodes 793 amino acids. Gene Ontology annotation, molecular function: hydrolase activity, acting on acid anhydrides, in phosphorus-containing anhydrides; damaged DNA binding; ATP binding. Gene Ontology annotation, cellular component: nucleus. Lineage: Eukaryota; Fungi; Basidiomycota; Agaricomycetes; Agaricales; Pleurotaceae.